GGUCAAUCAAGGGCGGCUUGAUUGAGGAGCAGACAAUAAUGACCGAGUAGUUCAAGCGACACUUUAUUUGUGGACGCGACGUCCCCCCCACCAAUACCCGGCGAUCUUUGGCCGUGCCAGCUCGCCACCAAUAACCGAUUCACGCUUGGGACACCGAAACGCCCUGGAAAGGUCAAAAGGCCGACUUUUUCCCAUUCUUCCCAGACUAUCUGGGUAUUAGCAACCUCCGGGUUGAUUGAUAUUCUUCACCAUGGCCGCCGGAAGCGCGCGCUACGUGCGCUACAUCCUUGUGGCUUUCUUCAUCCUCUCAGUAUUUUACUUUGUGUCGAACUCAGCAGACGUCACCACGCUGAGGGCACACAUUCCCACCGCAAAGUCACCGGGCGAUGGCACCAGCGAUUCGACUGCGACGGAGCCUUCCCCGAACGAAGCCAAGGUCAAGACGACUUAUGACGCCUCUAAGUUUCCCAUGGCGAUGACCCCGAACGAUCCAGGCUGGGACGAGUUGGCGGGUAUCAGAGAGGGCCCGCGGAUGAAUGCCACGUUCGUGACGCUGGCACGCAACUCGGAUGUGUGGGAGAUUGCCAAGUCGAUCCGCCAGGUCGAGGACCGUUUCAACCGGCGGUACAACUACGACUGGGUCUUCCUGAACGACAAGCCAUUCGACGACACGUUCAAGACAGUUACGAGCUCGCUCGUAUCCGGCAAAACCCACUACGGACUGAUUCCCCAGGAGCACUGGUCCUUCCCGGAGUGGAUCGACCAGGACAAGGCGGCGAAGGUGCGCGAGGACAUGAAGGAACGCAAGAUCAUCUACGGCGACAGCAUCAGCUACCGUCACAUGUGCCGCUUCGAGUCGGGAUUUUUCUUCCGACAGGAGCUCAUGAUGAACUACGAGUACUAUUGGCGUGUUGAGCCGAGCGUUGAGCUUUUCUGCGACGUUCACUACGACCCCUUCCGUUACAUGCACGAGAACAAAAAGAAGUACAGCUUCGUACUUAGUUUGUACGAGUACCACGAGACCAUCCCGACGCUCUGGGACAGCACAAAGAAGUUCAUCAAGAACCACCCGGAGCAUAUCGUCUCGGGGAAUUCGAUGGGAUUCCUGAGCGAUGACGGCGGCGAAACCUACAACAAGUGUCACUUUUGGUCCAACUUCGAGAUCGGCAAUCUGAACUGGCUGCGCUCCAAGGCGUACAUCGACUUUUUCGAAAGCCUGGACCAAGACGGCGGCUUCUUCUACGAACGCUGGGGCGACGCGCCGGUGCACUCUAUCGCGGCCGGCCUGAUGCUGUCCAAGGAGGAGAUCCACUUCUUCAACGAUAUUGCCUAUUUCCACGUGCCCUUCACCCACUGCCCGACGGGUCAGAAGACGCGGACGGAUCUGAAGUGCCACUGUAACCCUGACGAGAACUUUGACUGGAAGGGCUAUUCCUGCACAUCCAAGUUCUUUGAGAUUAACAACAUGGAAAAGCCCGAGGGUUGGGAUCAGGAGGGAAAAGACUGAUCGGAUGAUGCAUCAACUCAGUCCCCGCAUCAUGUUUGCCAAUUUGCUUGG
Chaetomium fimeti is the source of this 1558-nucleotide messenger RNA. RefSeq names its product nucleotide-diphospho-sugar transferase. Gene Ontology annotation, molecular function: alpha-1,2-mannosyltransferase activity. NCBI's taxonomy places the organism in Eukaryota, Fungi, Ascomycota, Sordariomycetes, Sordariales, Chaetomiaceae. The coding region runs from base 251 to 1507 and encodes 418 amino acids. Gene Ontology annotation, biological process: protein O-linked glycosylation; cell wall mannoprotein biosynthetic process; protein N-linked glycosylation. The record is from RefSeq and is a predicted model, not a curated record. The transcript is spliced from 4 exons. Gene Ontology annotation, cellular component: Golgi apparatus; membrane.